AUGGAACUUGAAUUUGAAUUAUUACGUUUACGUGAACGUUAUUAUGAAUUAAUUGAACAUACAAAUACACUUAAAUAUGAAUUAAAUAAUGCACAAAAACAAUUACAUGAAAAAGAAAAAAUUGAACCAAAUUUAAAUGUUGACUUGGAAAAAGAACGACGACGUGCAGAUGAAUUUGAAAAUGAUUAUAAAUCUUUAAAAAUAAAAUAUGAUGAUGUAUGUGAACGUAUUCGUAUAGCUACAAAUCAAUUAGAACAUGUACAAAUUGUACUUGAAGAAACAUCACGUCGUUGUGAACAAUUAGAAAAAGAAAAGGUAAAGAAAAAAAAUACAAAAAAUAAUAAUAAUAAUUUCAUUCUCUUACAUAUCGCGUACAUAUUAUUCUAUGAUUCGACUAGUUCAGCUACGGAAAAAAUUGGUAUUAAUACAUAUGAUUUAUUAUUGCUUCUCCUUUUUUUUCUCUUCGUGUUUUUCUAUUCACUAUUAAAUUUCUUAGAUAAAAUAUUUCCAUAAGCACAUUUUUCUGCACUUAUUUUUUUUUUUCUUUUAUCUUAUAUAUAAUACUCCUCUAGACUGAGACGAUGAAUCCAACAUAAUUAUUUAUAUAUAGAUUAAAAUAAUUUUUUAUUGUCAUUUGCUUUUUGUUCUGGUCCGAAAUUAAUGCUCAAUCUGAAUAUCUUUCACAAAAUGUUCUUAAUGUAACAUCAAAAUAUAAAGAUAAAUUAAAUAUAAUUAAAGUUCGUUUAUAAGUCUUUAUUUAGAAUCCCAAAAGAAAAAAGAACAAGAUUAAAGAAAUUUUGAUUAUUAUUAUUAUAGAGAACAAGCAGAACGUGAAAGACGUGAAGUACAACUUCGUAAUGAAAAAUUUCAAAUGAUAGACAACCGUUCGAUGUAAAAAAGUUUGAUAUGGUUUCAUCAUGUCAAUUUAACUACUUUUUGAAUUGUUAAACAAAAUGACUGCUGGUUCAAUAUCUGCU
Molecule: messenger RNA, 977 nt
Organism: Rotaria sp. Silwood1
Lineage: Eukaryota; Metazoa; Rotifera; Eurotatoria; Philodinida; Philodinidae
Source: the annotation of a GenBank genome assembly